GCUUGCGUGGCAACCAAGAAGUGUGUUUGACCAUACUAACCAGGAAUUACUGCAAAGUCAAACUUGGUCGCUCCUGAGGGAAGCAUCUCCUUGGGCUCAGCUUCCCCUCAGCACCUUGUCCGGGUGGCUGGAGCGGUGUGGUGGUGAGGAAGCCUUCAUCCAGUGCUCGUGCUGCUCUGCUGCUACCGCCUGUGCUGUCGCUUCGCCGCGGAGAAGUUCGCGGUCCUCGCUUUUCCCCAGCCCUUUACAGCCGUCAGGUUGCGAGUUGUGGUGGAAACUUUGCGGGGGUGGUGGAGGAGUUUUGGCAGCGCUGGAAUGGUCUGCCCUGCACUCUGCCCAGUCCUGCUGAGGUCGGUGGGAGCAGCAAAUUCCAGCAGCAGGAGGGGUCGGACGAGAUGUCAGAGGAGCAGCCCCACCUUUAGCCCUGACCUGCUGCACCCCUCCAGGUUUUCCCUACACACAGAGCUGGCACUGUCUGCUCAGGCAGAGGACUGUGUAAAGGACAGUCAGAAAGUGAGAAGCAGCAGGAGGGCAGCGCAGGAGCAUGGAGGGGAUGGACGUGCCGCCCGAGGGCUACUCCCUGAUCAAAGCCGUGUACCACCGCCGCCUGCGGCUCACCCGCCUGCUCAUCGACGGCGGGGCCUACGUCAACGAGAGCAACAGCCGCGGCGAGACGCCGCUGAUGAUCGCCUGCCUGACCAGACACGCCGACCUGCAGAGCGCCAGCAAGGCCAGGAUGGUGAAGUACCUGCUGGACAACAAGGCCGACCCCAACAUCCAGGACAAGUCCGGCAAGACGGCGCUGAUGCACGCGUGCCUGGAGAAGGCGGGCCCCGAGGUGGUGUCGCUGCUGCUGAUGAGCGGGGCCGACCCCAGCCUGCCCGACCACUCCAACUGCUCGGCGCUGGUGUACGCCAUCAACGCGGCCGACAGGGACACGCUGGAGCUGCUGCUCAAGGCCUGCAAGGCGCGGGGCAAGGAGGUGAUCAUCAUCACCACCGACAAGUCCGCCCCACCAGGCCGGCACAGAACGAAGCAGUACCUGAACGUGCCCCCUCCCGACCUGGAGGAGUGCAUCGGCCCGGCUGAGUGCAUCUCCCCGUCAGAAAUAGAGCCGGACGAGGGGCCAGAAGACCCGUUCAGCUUCAAGGAGCUGUACGGUGGGCAGCAGAGGGACAGCUCCUCCGAGAGAGUGCCGCUGAUGAGCAAGCCCAGCUCCACCCCGCCUCGCUUCAAGCUGGCGCAGGUGCUGCAGUGUGACCCGUGGCUCAAGUGCUGCCCGCCGGUGUUCCAGCACAGGAAAAUGCCUUCUCCUCAGGAGCUGCAGGCUGCCAGCCCCAUGGAAGAGCUCUCCUGUAAGGACCUGUGCACCUGUGCCACCAGCAGUCAGGACCCUAGAGACAGGAUAGACUCUGCUCUGGUACUGAAAACCCCCGACCAGACCUUGCCGAGGAAAGCGCUACGCGAUGCAAUAAACUAUCAAACUCCUUUCACCGAGGAGAAACACAACCCCAGCGAGAUUCCCAUGGGCAUGGAUGCCAGCCUGGGGCAAAUCAGCUUACUCUCCAGCUUCGGCAGCAUGCUCAAGAAAGGUAGCGGAGAGUCCAAUUACAACAUCAACAGCUCUCAGUCAGCCAACAGUCUGAUUCCUGUGGCUGACACCAAGGGCAGCAAGUCCCCCAAAGGAAACAGGCAGGUUCUCCCGACAUACCAGACUUUGUUGCCGAGUCCCAGAAGAGCUCUGGAGAUGACCCCUGUCUCUCCGAGGGGCAGAAGGGAGGGAGAGGGCGCGGGAGCCGUGGCGCUGGAUCAGACCAGGCCAGGUUUCCUGCCGCCCCUGAACGUGAACCCCCGGCCCCCCGGCCCGGAGCUCACUGUCAUAAACACGGUGUCUGGCAUGAUCUCUUACGGACAAACUCACUUAGCGCCGCCGGGAUCUGCUUGCCCCAAGGGCACCAAAGAGACCAAUCUGAUGCGGAGGAGGCCCUAUGAGCAGAUAACGGUCUAAGCAGAUUCAGCAAUUACUGCGUUUUCAACAGGAGAGCAAAGGGGAUAUCUGUAAAUAGUCACUGCAGUCCUUGACUGUUGUAGUAUGUACCACACACUAGAGCAGGUCUGUGAUGUGCAGCGGUGCGUGCCUCAGGAGGAGCGGGAUAGCUCACUGAAAGGAGAAGACGCGCUCCCCUACCGAGGCUGUCUUCUGCUAGCUAAGGAGGGUUUAUUCUGCUGCUCUUGUAAAGUUUUCACCCUGCGUGGGGCAGACCGAGCCCGUAACAGUCCAUAGCAUCGCAGUUCUCAUUGUAGGUUGUAAAUACCACGCCCUGAUUUCCCCAGGCAGCGCCCGGAGAGGCGGUGCGCACGGACCGCGGGAGCUGAAGCGCUGACUGUGAUCUGGGCAGCAGACUGUGCCUGUCCAGGCUGUACAGAGCAGCACCCGCACUCACCGCGGGCGCUGGCAGUGCCCGCUGGCCCCGGCAGCCGCACGUCGGAGCUGGCAUCGCGCUGCAGAGCCGCAACCAGCACGGCAACCAGCGGCAGGGCCACCAGCCAGCCCGGAGAGUGCCCCCGGCGCUGCCACCGCGGCUGCUCCCGCUGCAAUCGAUCCCUCCGGGAAAGCAAGGAGCUCCUCAGGGGCUCCGCCGCUCCCUGCAGUUCGGGAGGGCCCCAAAAAGAGACCUCCGGGUCGGGCUGCAGCGAUGUGCCCCCAGCCAGAGCCCUCCUGAGCGGGGCACGGACACCGGGACACACCCGGAGGGUCUCCGUGAGCGGGGCACUGCGCACACACACAGACAGACACACAGACACACACACAGAGACACACAGACACAGACACACACACACAGA
Messenger RNA from Catharus ustulatus (Swainson's thrush), 2844 nucleotides. It is a transcript of the gene ANKRD34B, whose product is annotated as ankyrin repeat domain 34B. NCBI's taxonomy places the organism in Eukaryota, Metazoa, Chordata, Aves, Passeriformes, Turdidae. The coding region runs from base 545 to 2008 and encodes 487 amino acids. The record is from RefSeq and is a predicted model, not a curated record. The transcript is spliced from 6 exons. Gene Ontology annotation, molecular function: protein binding.